GGAGCAAGAUAAGGAGGAAUGGAUGGGGAGAGAAAAGACUCUGGGGAGACGCACUGGACCGAAGGCAGCAGAAGGACUUCGGAGGAGCAAGAGGCAGAAGGCAAGGGGCCAGAGGCCCAGAAGGGGGAAGAAGGGAGAGAGCGGGGGCUCGGGACAGGGCGCGCCCGCGAGCAGAGCCCCCGCGGAGGGGGGUGAGGAGGAUGGAGUGGGCGAGGGGGGUCAGACCUGCCUCCCUGUUGCCCCGGGGCCACGGGCCGCAGGAGAUUGGCUGCGGCUAAUCGGCGGGGCUGCAGCCAGAGCUCCGAGGUGGGUGGCGCCAGGGUUACUCAAUCGGCCCGCCCGGGAGCCCAACCUGCGGCAGACACCCACUUCGCUCCUGCGCCGCGCGCUGCGCGCUGCGAAGUCACCGUGCCCGAAGCCGAGCGGACGGACCACCAGAGGACAGGGACAGAUUAGGGCCACCGCGCAGCGGCUAGGGGGCCGGGGGAGCGGCCCGAGCCCUGGCCCGAGGCCGCAGAGGGAGAGAAAUGAAGGGCGCGCGAACUGCGCUGCGGCUGCUGCUGCUGGGGCUGGCGCUAGGGCUAGGGUUUCUAGUGGCGCCGGGCGCUCCGGCCGCCCGAGCCGAAGAGUACGACUACUACGGCUGGCAGGCAGAGCCCCUGCCCGGCGGGGGCGCUGGGCGCUUCUACUCCAAGCCCCCACAGUGCCUGGACAUCCCAGCAGACCUGGCGCUCUGCCACACGGUGGGCUACAAGCGCAUGCGGCUGCCCAACCUGCUGGAGCACGAGAGCCUGGCCGAGGUGAAGCAGCAAGCGAGCAGCUGGGUGCCGCUGCUGGCCAAGCGCUGCCACUCGGACACUCAGGUCUUCCUGUGCUCUCUCUUCGCCCCCGUCUGCCUGGACCGGCCCAUCUACCCAUGCCGCUCGCUCUGCGAGGCGGUGCGCGAUGGCUGCUCCCCGCUCAUGGGCUCCUAUGGCUUUCCCUGGCCCGAGAUGCUACACUGCCACAAGUUUCCGCUGGACAACGACCUGUGCAUCACCGUGCAGUUCGGCCACGUGCAGGCCACCGCGCCGCCAGUGACCAAGAUCUGUGCUCAGUGUGAAAUGGAGCAGAAUGCGGAUGGCCUCAUGGAACAGAUGUGCUCCAGCGACUUUGUGGUCAAAAUGCGGAUCAAGGAAGUCAAGAGUGAAAAUGGCGACCGGAAACUCAUUGGGGCCCAGAAGAAGAAGAAGCUCCUCAAGACUGGGCCCUUGAAGCGCAAGGACACCAAGAAGCUGGUGCUCUACAUGAAGAACGGGGCCAGCUGUCCCUGCCCCCAGCUGGACAGCCUGACCGGGAACUUCCUUAUCAUGGGGCGAAAGGUAGAGGGGCAGCUUCUGCUCACCGCCAUCUACCGCUGGGAGAAAAAGAACAAGGAAAUGAAGUUUGCUGUCAAGUUCAUGUUCUCCUACCCCUGCUCCCUCUACUAUCCUUUCUUCUAUGGGGCUGCAGAACAACACUGAAGGGUAGUCCUCCUUUGUCCCCCACCCAGCCUUCCCUGGUCUCAGCCGGUGCCUUCUUCCCAGCCCUAUGGACUAGCUGUCUCUUCAGCCACCCCCACCCUGGUCUUCCCUCCUGCUCUGACCAUUCCUGAUGGAGUCACUGAGAGGGAGAGAGGACAGUUUCCCAUGAGGGGGGAAAUAACAAGGAAACUGAGGCAAGCUAGUCUCGCCAUGGGCCAACAGGUGAUAUCCUAGCCUUGAGAGAGAGAGAGAGAGAGAGAGAGAGAGAGAGAGAGAGAGAGAGAGAGGAGAGAGAGAAGACAGAGAGAGAGAGAGAGAGAGAGAGAGACUGGUCUUCCCUCCCUCACUGACCAAGAUAUACCAUGGUGGCCCUGCUUUAGGUUUCCUCUAACCCAGGCAUGCUGUCUUAUCCCUCUGAGAGACCUCUGGGUCUCAGCAAGCAGGAGGAGGGGGCAGGUAUGUGAAGAGACGGGUUAUUUCCAGAAGGAGAUCAGUUAGCGUGGCCUCUCUCACUCUCAGUGAUGGAAACAAGGAUGAGGAAGUCUGAUUCUGAAAUAGAAUGAGCUGCCCUGAGUAGCAUCGAAGUUCAGUCCCUUCCUCUCCUCACCUCAUUCCUCCAGAAAGGAAAAGAAGUGAGAAACACCAGGGAAAUGCCUUGUGGGGUUUAUCAUCAAAGCCCCAACCUUCCCUCCUUCCCCUUCUACCACUGACCUCAUCUCACCCCAUUUCUCUACCCCUCUGUCCUUGAACUAAAUGGGAAGACCAGUCCCCCAUCUCUAUGCAAUUACUGCCCCCUACAAAAUUUCUCCUGGGAAGGUUCAUUUGCCACCCUUAAAAUCUGCCCGCCAUUUUCCCCACCUUCCAACCAACCGUGUUUAAGUAAAUUAUUGCUGGUGCUGAGGUCAUAGGGGCUAGAGGAUUUAUGUCAUAUUUUUUUUGUAAGUUUCUAAUUAAAUCUGAGAAACCACCC
This is a messenger RNA of Monodelphis domestica (gray short-tailed opossum), 2472 nucleotides long. It is a transcript of the gene SFRP5, whose product is annotated as secreted frizzled related protein 5. Gene Ontology annotation, biological process: canonical Wnt signaling pathway; non-canonical Wnt signaling pathway. The record is from RefSeq and is a predicted model, not a curated record. Gene Ontology annotation, molecular function: Wnt-protein binding. NCBI's taxonomy places the organism in Eukaryota, Metazoa, Chordata, Mammalia, Didelphimorphia, Didelphidae.